AUGGCGAUCUACAAAAAAAUCAUAUUGUUUUUUGGACUUCUGGCAUCGUUCUGUUUCAUCUUGCCUUUAUCUUUCGAAUGGAACACGUCUCGCAUAAAGGAAGAAAGGCUCCGUCAGCUGCAGAAUUUUAGAAAGCAGCUGCAACAAGAACAAUGUCGAAGAUACAAGCAGGAGAAUUUUAAGGGUCCUCGGAGCUGGGAAGACUUAAGUCCUUCAGCAUUUAAGAACUUCAUUGUGGAUGAAAAACAUGGCGUUAUCUACUGUUACAUUCCCAAGGUGGCAUGUACCAACUGGAAAAGAGUUAUGUUUGUCCUGAACCAAAGUGAGCCAUAUCCUGACCCUCUUUCAAUAGAUUCUGAGUUCAUUCAUGAAAAAGUCAAAUUUACUCACCUGAGUGACUUUUCAAAAAUGGAAAUAAAGGUGAAGCUAAGUCAAUACACCAAGUUCCUGUUUGUUCGAGACCCAUUUAUCCGUCUCAUCUCUGCUUACCGAGACAAGUUCCUUGGAGAAGAUCCAUCUUUCUAUGGUUAUGUUAAAACCGUCAUGCGUCUAUACAACAAGCAGUCGUAUAUGCCAUUUAAUGUGAAGCUCGCACAUAAGUUGGGCGUUCGUCCCUCAUUCUACAACUUCAUUCAGUAUUUAGUGGACCCACAAACAGAGAAGAAGGAACCCUAUGAGCCUCACUGGAGGCAGAUGUACCGCCUGUGUCACCCCUGUCUCAUAGAGUAUGAUUUUAUUGGUAAUCAGGAAACUCUUAAGGAUGACGCCCAAAUGUUGCUGAAGAUGCUAAAACUGGAGGACAGCAUUAAUUUUCCACCAGUUUAUGAAAACACAACCACUCCUGAUUCUGUACUGAGCUGGUUCAGGACGGUGUCUGUGGAGGACAGGAGGAGGCUGUAUGAGCUUUAUGAACAAGACUUUAGACUUUUUGGCUACAGAAGGCCAAGUGAACUACUUGAUGAUUGA
This is a messenger RNA of Nematolebias whitei (Rio pearlfish), 966 nucleotides long. Its product is annotated as carbohydrate sulfotransferase 12-like. Gene Ontology annotation, molecular function: sulfotransferase activity. Bases 1 to 966 code for a protein of 321 amino acids. Gene Ontology annotation, cellular component: membrane. The transcript is spliced from 5 exons. The record is from RefSeq and is a predicted model, not a curated record. Lineage: Eukaryota; Metazoa; Chordata; Actinopteri; Cyprinodontiformes; Rivulidae. Gene Ontology annotation, biological process: proteoglycan biosynthetic process; carbohydrate biosynthetic process.